CCGUAGUAGUCAACCUCUCUCUCUCUCUCUCUCACUCUGUCUGUCCCAGUCUCUCUCUCUCUCUCUCUCUCUCUCUCUCUCUCUCUCUCUCUCUCUCUGGUGAGGGGGCCACGUCGGUGCUAGGGCUUCUGAUAAAUGUAUGUGAUGUAUCAUGCAAUAGAUGGAGCGUGAGAUUCAAUCGAAUGUCAACGGCGUGGAGACAUGCGCGAUGGAGACCCAGGACAUUGUCAAGGGUAUCGCAGUUGUCAGCAACGAAGGGAUAUCGGUCGGAGCAAACACCACAGACUGUGCAGUGGUCCCUGCGGCAAUUUGUGAGCAGACUGCAGACAUGAUGACGGAUGGUGAGGCCAGUGAGAAUGAUGCAGGAUGUGUUGUUGCAGACGAAAAUGUGGUCAUAACAGUGCUGAGGUUGAACGAUGAGGUGAGCGCUGACGACAAAUCGCGGCAUGUGUUGAAACUGUGGCAUGUUCUGGACGCGAAGGGCGAGUUGAGGCUCAAUGAUUUUGAGUACGAAAGUGUCGACUGCGGAGAGUCAUGGGUGAUUGGCGGGUUGGACACUGCAGCGAAAUGUCUGCAGCCGGCAACAGUUGAUGGCAAGGUGACCAUGGCAGCGAAACUGCAGACAGGCCAUUGGCUGCCCUUGGGGUGGAUGCAUGCAGGCAUGGUGGAGCAGUGGCAGUUCUUGGUGGUAGUGGCACGUGUCUCCAUUUUCAAUGAAGAUGUGAAGGACCACGUGCUCGUUGUGGAGCAUGCAAAGCGGUGCCGAGAGAAGAUAAGGGAGGAGGACCGUCAGAUGGUGUGCAUGGGUUACGACUCCAUGCCAGACCAGGGGAUGUGGUCCAUGGUUGAGGGGAGUCCUGGUGGGCAAGGGCAGGGCGAUGGCGAGAACAGGUACAUGGCUCACAUCCGCCGCAGGCAUGGUUGCUCCGCCCUUGUUGGUUGGGUCCCGGCCGUAUGUCGCAUGACAUACGAGCAAGGUGGAGAGAUGAUGAUGAGGUUCAGGGACCCGCUUGGUGUGUCGUUUCUGCUGACGUACUCGGAUGGCCUCCUGCGAGACAUUCGGUAUAUGGUUGCCGAGGACACCCGAGGUGGACAUCGGAGGCCGGGACAGACGGAGGAGACGCGCCCGGGACAUAAGGACAGUUUGUCUGCUGAGGUGGAGGGCCCAUGUGGCGGUGAGCGAGUUGCAGGGUGCUCUGCAGCGCAAGGUGACGUGGCCGGGCCCAACAAGACAACGAUGUCCCACAGCCUGAGGAAGGUGAAGGCGGUUGUGUCGAGGCCGCGGAGGGGGAAGACGGCUCGUGACAAGCAAAAGAAGAACCCCCAGCCUGUGCCACAGACCGGUAACAAUGCAGAUGCGCCUGCACGGGUCCACAGACGCCGCAAACACCCCGGGAUGGCAGCUUUGACAGAGAUCAGGACGCUGCAACGAUCCACCGACCUUUGUAUCCCUUUCAGGCCCUUCUUGCGCAUCGUCCGCGAGGUGGUGGAGAAGGACAUUACCCCUAAUAAGGGUCUGAGGUUCCAGAUGACGGCUGUGCGUGCUUUGAUGGAGGCUGUGGAGGCUUACCUGGUCGCCAACUUCGAGAACACAAACGAAUUGGCGAUCCACUCGAAGAGGGUGACCAUCCAGGUGAGGGAUAUGAGGCUGGUGGAUAGGUUGACGAAGCCUCGCUGGGUGGAGAAAUAUCAGGGGAUAUUGGACGAGAGGGUUCGAGCUGAGGACAGGCAGCGACGGAUGGAUGCCAGACAGACUGAGAGGGAAGGCCGAGGAACAGGCGCGAAGAAGAGAAAGCCACCGACACCGAAUCGCAUGUGUGACGAAGGACUUGUCGACAUGACAAUGCAGCAGAAAGGGGGGACCUAUACACCUGAGGCUUUCAGGAAGUUUAUGGUGAGUGUGGCGAAGGGAAGGUACAUGCUUGUUGAAGGGGCGAACGACGAGUUGAAGAGGGGUGCUGCAGAAAUACUAGUGYUGUCCAGAAUCAAGGACAUGACACAAACACCGCCCCAGGACUUUCAAGAGCUUCCUGUGAUUGUUGCAGACGGUGUGGAAUACGUUCUGCUUGAUCAGCUAUGUGACCUCAUGAACAAGACAGAGGACGACAGGAACGUCAUUCAUGAGGCCUUGCACGAAGUCACAGAGUACGCCGUGCAGGGUCGAGAUCUCAUUGAUUUUGUGCCAGCAUCAGCAGGAGAGGAGAUCAUUAGUGGCAGACCAUUGUGGGGGGGCUUGUUGGGUUGUGCUCUGGAGCGGCUUGGUCUUGCAACCUGCGAUGUCGAGAGACARAGAGAAAGGGAAGAGGGUUGGAGGCUGAUURCSAGCGAAACAAGGUUACUGGUCAUUGAAGAAACCGGGGAGACAUCAGCAGCACAAGAUACGAAGCACAGAGAUGAUGCAGAGGAGGAGGAKGAGGAAGAGUACGAGGGGUCUGACGUGGAGGUGAGCGGCAGCGACGUCAGCAGCGACGAAGAGGACGACGACAAUGAUGUGUACUACGAUCUCAAGACGGCCUGUGGACAAGUAACCAAAGGCUGGGCACAUGCAAUCCUUAGGUUGGCACGAGUAUUUCCCGAUCCGCACAACGUGCUGCGUGUGGUGUUGAAGGGGGCGACACCUGAUGGCGCGAUGCAGUAUGCUGCAGAAAUGGACAGCGGUCUACGGGUGUGCGACUGCGGCAGACCUUUCAUGUCCGUACGGACUUUAAACUCGCAUCGUGCGAGGGCAUGCCCCGCCGUGGCGGAUGACGGAGCGCAAAGGCAGGAGAAUAAUGAUGCCCACGAUCCGGGACCAUCCAACAUAGGCGCAGCCAAUCUCGCUGGUGAUGUGAGCGAGGACGCGGGGGCGGAGGACGACGCGAAUGGGGCAGCCGGUGAUAACGCAGAGCCGGCAGCGCAACCCGUUGAGCCUUUUGACGGCUCGCGCAGGCUAGCGACGCUUAUUUUCUCCGCCAGGGGCACCAGGGGCGGCGUCGGUAUGUCACAUACGGACGUUGAUGCUCUCUUGUUACUUCUCAAAGACCCGAGAUUCAGGGCGACGGACAUUGCGUACCGCAACAGUCGAGAGUGCUUCACAUGGGCGGGCAGUUUAGUAGAGGCCGCUGGGUGGAAGGAGUUGGAUCUGCGUAGUGACGACUGACCUAUAGAAGCGCACGCCGUCUUGUGGCACCGCGAUUGGCGAACUGCAUUCUUAUCGAUAAUGCACGUCGCGUUGCAGAAAUGCGAGACGGUUCAUUCCCUCGAGGUGU
Messenger RNA from Chara braunii, 3248 nucleotides. NCBI's taxonomy places the organism in Eukaryota, Viridiplantae, Streptophyta, Charophyceae, Charales, Characeae. The record is from the annotation of a GenBank genome assembly.